Molecule: messenger RNA, 1324 nt
Organism: Manis javanica (Malayan pangolin)
Lineage: Eukaryota; Metazoa; Chordata; Mammalia; Pholidota; Manidae
Gene: CD3E
Product: CD3 epsilon subunit of T-cell receptor complex
Biological process (GO): cell surface receptor signaling pathway; positive thymic T cell selection
Cellular component (GO): membrane; external side of plasma membrane; alpha-beta T cell receptor complex
Molecular function (GO): transmembrane signaling receptor activity
Source: RefSeq, a predicted model, not a curated record
UGCCCAGGUGGCUGCCUCUGCCUCGAACGUUUCCCAGUGACGCAGAGCCCUGCAGGCCCAGAGGCCCCUCCACACUUCCUGCGAGGGUUCAGAAACCCGCCUCCCCUCCCAGCCGUAGGUGCCUGCUUCAGAAAAUGGUAGAGUAAAUGUCCUGUGAGAGAAGGAUGCCGUCAAGGAAUCUCUGGACAGUUCUGGGGCUCUGCCUCUUAUCAGUUGGCGCUUGGGGGCAGGAAGAUAAUGAAGACAAUGAUGAAAAUAUACAUGAACAGAAAACAUAUAAAGUUUCCAUCUCUGGAACCAAGGUAACACUGACAUGCCUGGAGGAUUCUGAAUCGGAAGCAAUAAAAUGGGCCAAAGAUAAUGUAGAAUUACCCGGACCAUUUAAUGAAAAUAAACAGCUAGAACUGGAAGACUUUUCAGAAGUUGAAAAUAGUGGUUACUAUGCCUGCUACACAAGCUCCUCGAAGGAGAAGAACCAUUAUCUCUACCUGAAAGCAAGAGUGUGUGAGAGCUGCAUGGAGGUGGACCUGAUGGCAGUGGUCACCAUCAUCAUAGUUGACAUCUGCAUCACCCUGGGCUUGCUGCUGCUCGUGUAUUACUGGAGCAAGAACAGGAAGGCCAAGGCCAAACCUGUGACCAGAGGGAUGGGUGCGGGCGGCAGGCCCAGGGGACAGAACAAGGAGAGGCCGCCACCUGUUCCCAAUCCAGACUACGAGCCCAUCCGGAAAGGCCAGCAUGACCUGUAUUCGGGCCUGAACCAGAGAGGCAUCUGACAGCGCCCGAGGACACUGCGUCCCACCGGCCCAGGCCUGGCUCCUCUCCUGUCUGCUCCACCCUGUAUCCUGGACAAGCCUGGAUCCCACUGGAGAAUCGUGCCUCUGCCUUGCGGGCCACGCAUCCCAGGCCCUCCUGCCCGCCCUCUCUGCUGGCGCCCAGUCCUAGAAUACUGCCUCCUCGUUAUCCUUUGAAACAUCGCCGCUCCUCACGCUUGCCGCCCUCUUGUCAGGAUAUUUAUUUCUGUUAUUCGUCCCCCCAAACCUGCUUUCCCCCUUCAGUUCCCUCCUUUUCCUGUGUAUAGGUUGUCUCAUCCCUAACUAUUUCAUCUACCUUUCUACAUUUCCAGCUCUUUCUUUGGCAACCCUGCAGGGAUGGACCUGGUAAAUGCUGGCAGGGGUCCUGCUCCAUUCACAGACCCCGGCCCAGAGCCAGCCCUUUGCUCCCUUCCCAUCCCCGCUGUUGGCCCCUGGAGGUUCAUUUGCAUCUCCAUCAACGUGCUGUGCUCCCUGUCAACUGAGAGGGAAGAGAAAUAAAGUGCAUUUGGCUG